UUUGCGUUCAAACAUUCAAACAGAAGGGAUGAUGAAAACUUGUGGGAUGAAAGAACGUAGUCUUCUUCAGUUCUCGUUCUUAGUUUUGAGACACCCUAUUGGUUAAUUCUAUGAUGUCGCGAUACUAGUGUGGCCAAUCGCAGCACAGCAGCACCAAGUCAAAUCAAAUGUUUUGGAGUGAAGCGUCCAGAGUUGUGCUUCUUCGGAUCGGGUGGGCAUUCUCCUUGCGUUGAAACAUAUAAGGAAGACCACAACAGAAAAUCUUAAUUGAUUUAACCUGGUCGAGGCUUCACAAUGGACAAUGUCGCAGUUUCAAGACGGAACCACAAGAAAGGAAACAAGGAAAAUGCCCAGCCUGUAUAUGGCAGUAAGUCCUUAACGAGAAGAGAGAAAACGUCAGUUACUCCCUUCCAGCUGGCAAGUAACACAAAAGAGCAAACCAUGGCAAGAAACGGCUCUCUUAAAGCCAAGGUGGACACAACAGCUCUGAAAAAGGCAAAUACUGUACAGAAAGAUAGGAAAGGAGCAGCUGCUGCUGCUACUGAUGUCAAACUACGACAAACGCAUAGCCGCGGCUUCCUCACGGAACAGGCUGUGAAAACCAAGAAAAUGGUUGCAGAAGCUCCAAAGCCACCGGCUGCUGUGCCUUCCUCAAGACCUGCUCCUGGCAUGUACAAAGGCAAGAUUGUCCAGUCAAAAAUAGGAUCCAUGUGGAAGUCAACUGCCACCGUGGGUGGGGCAGAUCCCAAACCACCAGCACCCAAAGCAGAGGUCCAAAGGAUUGGAAAUGUGACUAAACGCAGGUCCAUGUCCGUCGCUGACCUGCCUGUGCAUGUCUCACAAAAACCUGCGGCGACGAGGACCAAGUCGGUGUCGGAUGAACCUGCUCAUGUGUCCAAGCCUCCUGCCACCAGCCGUCCUCGCGCGGGGUUGUACAGUGCCCGCCCUGCUGCCAGAACCGUCCCAGCAACGCUAGCCGGUACCAGCGCGAAGCCAAAUAUUCCAGCGGCAGACAAGAAGGUCAACAAACCUCCUGUGUCGAAUGCCCUCAGUCAGUACAGAUUCACCAUGGAGACUGCCGAGGAAAGAAGAGCGAAACUGGCCGAGUGGCUCGCCUCCAAGGGCAAGACUUUCAAGAGACCCGCCAUGACAACAGCAGAACCCUCUAAAACCAAAGUCUCUGCGAAACCAGAAGCUGAUCCCGAACCGCAGUCCACGUCUUGUGUUGAGCCUCAGCCGACUGCACAGUGCAACCCUGAACCUGAACCCAGACUGGAAGCACACAAGCCAGGCCCUGCUGCUCACUGUUCCGGGUUAACACCCAGCCAAACUCCAGCGAUCAUGAACACCACGCUGGACCUGCUCGAAAACUCUGAUGCCGAGCUUCCUGUUGGCUCACAGGACAGCAUGGAUGAAGUUGUGGUGAACUUGUGUGCCGCUUUGGAUUCCUUAACAUACGAGGACGAGCUCCCACAGGUGAUGGAUGUGCCCAACAAUGUUGAAAUGGAGGACGGCAAACAGAAGGAUGAAUGUGAAACACAGGAGCGGAAGGAGGAAAGGCACGAGGAGGAGGAGGGCGAGCAGCCAAAGGUUGAGCAAGUGAAGGAUGGCGUAGAAGAAAGUAGUGACCAGAAAGUGGAGGCAGAUGAGGAAGUAGAAAGUGAUGAUGGUGUGAUGGAGACCGUGCCACAGGUGGAGGAUGCUUCAGUAAUAAAGUACAGCGUGAAGACCACUCCAUACCUACAAAGUGUGAAGAAAGCAAUUGAAGAGGAGGCCAGCGCGAGUACAUCCAGGAGAAAGAGCAACAUCAAAGAUGUUAAGUUUCUGACCCCCGUGCGCCGUUCGUGCCGCAUUGAGCGCACGUCGUCCCGCCUGCCGGCGAUGCUGGCCGAUCACGACCCCUGCGUGUCCUCGCUGGCUGAGCUGGUGCAGCUGGAUGACGGCGAUGCCGCCAACGCCUACAUCUACAGAAAAAACCACGCACUCCUGGGAGAUCUGCCAGAUCAGCCCAGACUGUGAGGAGCUCGGUUUAAAAUAAUAUAUUAUAUAUAAAAUGGACACUGUGUACUGACACUUUUUACAAUGUUUUAAUAAUCUCAUCUGAAUGUCUGAUCAAUGAAUUAUUGCUGUUAUAUUUUAAAAUAUUAUCCCCCUAACACUAUUGUUUGUUUUAUUAUAGUAUAGUAGUAUUUAUAUGUUGACAAUAUUGCCAAAUGCACUGCAAUAAAGAAUAUUAACUCAU
Messenger RNA from Sander lucioperca (pikeperch), 2242 nucleotides. RefSeq names its product cytoskeleton-associated protein 2. NCBI's taxonomy places the organism in Eukaryota, Metazoa, Chordata, Actinopteri, Perciformes, Percidae. The coding region runs from base 295 to 2019 and encodes 574 amino acids. Gene Ontology annotation, biological process: negative regulation of microtubule depolymerization. Gene Ontology annotation, cellular component: microtubule cytoskeleton. The transcript has 7 exons. The record is from RefSeq and is a predicted model, not a curated record.